Messenger RNA from Triticum turgidum subsp. durum (durum wheat), 1635 nucleotides. NCBI's taxonomy places the organism in Eukaryota, Viridiplantae, Streptophyta, Magnoliopsida, Poales, Poaceae. The record is from the annotation of a GenBank genome assembly.
AUGGCGCUUCGCUCGCCGGAGCUGCGCUUCGCCGCCUCCACAGGGCUCGGCGCGCUCUCCCGGCCCAGCCGCCUCGCUCCUUCCCCCCUUGCCGCGCUCGCUUCGCCCCGCCGACGCCGCCGCGGCCCGUCCCCUUCCCCUUCUCCCUCGCCCUCCGACUCCAACCCCUCGACCGCCUCCGCCGUCCCCGAUCGGGCCGAGGUCUGUGUAGGCGACGCUGACGGGCCGGAAUGGAAGAAGGUCAGCGCGAAGCGGUUCGGGUACAAGGAGUCCAUGAUCCCCGAUGAGGCAUGGAACGUCCUCCACCGACUCCGUAGCAGAGGAUAUGAUGUGUACUUGGUUGGUGGUUGUGUUCGAGAUCUCAUAAUGAAGAAAAUCCCAAAAGAUUUUGACAUAAUAACAACAGCUGAUCUUAGGCAGGUGAAAGACACCUUUGUAGGAUCAGCUGUUAUAGUAGGAAGGCGGUUUCCCAUAGUUCAUGUACAUGACAAUAAUUCCAUUGUUGAGGUGUCAAGUUUUAAUACUUACGUUCGAGGGUCAAGUGGCAAUCAAAUGCCCACUUCAAAGAACCCACAUUGUAGCAAGAACGAUUAUUUACGCUGGAAAAACUGCCAAGGGAGGGACUUCACUAUAAAUGGAUUAAUGUUCAAUCCAUAUUCAGAAAAGAUCUAUGACUACCUGGGUGGCAUUGAAGAUAUUAAGAAAGCUAAGGUUCGUACUGUCAUUCCUGCCGCCACUUCGUUCCAUGAGGAUUGUGCUCGUAUUCUACGUGCAAUCAGAAUUGCUGCUCGAUUAGGAUUCAGCUUUCCCAAAGAAACAGCUUAUUAUGUGAGAAAUCUUGCCUGUUCUGUGGCAAGACUUGACAAGGGAAGGUUACUCAUGGAGGUUAACUAUAUGCUUGCUUAUGGUUCAGCUGAAGCUUCUUUAAGGUUGCUUUGGAGAUUUGGUCUUCUUGAACAUUUAUUGCCCUUUCAGGCUGCAUAUUUUUCUUCAACUCUUUUUAAGAGGAAGGAUAAUGGGACUAACAUGUUGCUGGUCCUAUUUUCUAAGCUGGAUAGUUUUCUUGCACCUAACAGGCCAUGCCAUAAUAGUUUAUGGAUAAGCAUUUUAGCGUUCCAUGAGGCAUUGGUACGCAAACCACGGGAUCCUUUGGUGGUGGCUACUUUUGCACUCGCUGUAUACCUUGGAGGUGAUCUGCCACUGGCAGUGGAUAUUGGACAAUCAAUCAACCGUCAACAUGAUGCUGGGUUUGCAGAGCUCUUGGAACCACGGAUGUGGGGCAAAAAAGGGUUAUUAGCUGAGGUAAAAGACCUUGCUAUCUCAAUGAGGCAGGCAUUAACUGAAAUGACUGACGAGUAUUAUGUUGCAAAUGCUAUGGCGAAAAUCCCUCAAGCACCGUCCUCAGAUCUUGUAUUUAUCCCGCUACAAGCAUACUUGAAGGUUCUCAAAUUAAUUGAGCGUGUUCAACAUGGAAAAAAGGAGAUUGGUUAUGAACCAAAAAGCGAUGGAAAUAUCGAUUAUCACAAUUUAGCAAAUGGUACACCUGCUGAGGUAAGAAAUCUCUUCACGCUGGUUGUCUUUGACACGAUAUACCCCCCGAACCUGGUGAAAGAAGAUGACAGCUCUAGAAGAUGA